Messenger RNA from Cotesia glomerata, 1703 nucleotides. RefSeq lists its product as uncharacterized. The transcript is spliced from 2 exons. Gene Ontology annotation, molecular function: protein binding. The record is from RefSeq and is a predicted model, not a curated record. NCBI's taxonomy places the organism in Eukaryota, Metazoa, Arthropoda, Insecta, Hymenoptera, Braconidae. Bases 140 to 1669 code for a protein of 509 amino acids.
AAAUUAAAUAUUUAAAACAGUGAAAAUUGAAAAUAGUUAAGUAAUAUUAAAUAUAAAAAAAAGAAAUAAAAGUUAAAGAGAGCUUAUAAGAUAUUUUCUACCACAUUCUCCACAGUUGGCAAAGCAAAGAGGAUAUAAAAUGGGUCCUAAAUUAAAUCGAACGACAGCUGGCAGCUCACUGAUGUAUCAAGCCAUCAAAGAUGACAAAUUGGAAGAUGUUAAAUUGUUAUUAGAAAAUGGAUUUAAUGUAAAUGAACCAAUAAUAACAACUGGAGAAUUUGCCGGAUUCACAGCAUUGCAUGUUGCAUGUAUGAAAAGUCAGAAUAAUACAUUCUUGAUGGAAUUACUAGUUCAUGAAUAUAAAGCAGAUGUCAAUGCAAUAGCUGCUGACGGGACUCAACCCAUUCUUUUGGCUUGUUUUUAUCAACCACUAGACAAAUUACAAGACUAUUAUCUCACACGCGAAGAAGGCUAUAUAAGACUACAUACAUUGGUAGAAGCUAAUGCAAAUGUUAAUGCCGAAUUUGGACAAGAAAUUUUUUCAAAGCACGUCAAAGAUAGAAAAUGGUGUUCUGAUUUUGGCGUCAAAAUGCCACUAGUUGCAUAUACUGUUCUUUAUGAUAAACCAACAUUAAUUUAUUAUUUAGAAAAAGUCAACUUAGACAUUAUAAGCCUUACAAAUAAAACAUUGCUGAUGUACGCUGCAGAAAAGGAGUGUUAUGGAUAUAUUUUAGUGAUUAUGUUAAAUGUUGAAGAUCCUGUAUUGAUGGAUAAGUUGAUAAACCACCGCGAUAAUGAUGAUGUACCACUAUCUCAUUAUCCAUUCCAUCCUAAAAAAUGUGGAAAAUUUCAAUUAUAUAAAAGAUCGGUGUUCGAUAAUUCGUAUCCCCACUCAACGUUUAUUUAUCACUUAUCAAUUUGGGGGGCUGACAUGUAUGCACUGAUAAACAAUGAUCCAGCAACAUUUUUGCCCAAUCUCUUAGCUUACAGAAGUUGUCCAAAUCUGCUGAAGGAGUUUUUGCCUUAUUAUACUUCUAUGUCUUUAUCAAGGGUUCUAUACUACGCCACGCUUCCUAUAGUUGAAAAGUAUAAGCAUGUCCGUCCAGAAGUUUAUUUGAUUCAUCUUCAAGAAAAAAUCAGACAAGAUCGAGAAAAUUGUAUAGACAUCGCUAUAAAAGAUCUGGUCAUUAGGUGUGUAUUCAGAUUACCUGUUCCAAAACAAGAAAUGAAAUUGAUGGAUGAAUUAAUUGCCAGCGACGAAAAAAUCAGAGAGUUUGUAAAUGACGUUAAAAAAAAUUUCGUUGAAAAAAAAUUGCAGGAGCAUUUUGUUGAAUUCGGUAAUAAUAAAAUGACAAGUUAUGAUUUUUUAGUGCAAGUUUUUGACUAUAAAAAACUAAAAUUGUUGGCGGGAGAAGAGGAUUUACUGGACGCUCUGCGUCAAGUUUUCCGGCUGAAUUUUGAUGACUAUAAUUAUUAUCGGAUCUAUUUCACUCUAAUUCAAACCAGGAUAAAAGAUGCUACGGAAAGAUUAAGACUUCUCCAAAGUUUGAGGAAAAUUUCAUCACUUAGAGAAGCUAUACCGUUACCGUUUGAACUGGUAUUAGAUAUUGUUGAGUAUCUAAACAACAAACACUUGAACUUCUUUAUAAAAGCAUUUUAUAGUUCGUAAUUUUAUAUUGAAACCAGUUUUAGAUUUUUAGUUU